Messenger RNA from Amyelois transitella, 1858 nucleotides. RefSeq lists its product as uncharacterized. Bases 226 to 1716 code for a protein of 496 amino acids. The record is from RefSeq and is a predicted model, not a curated record. Gene Ontology annotation, molecular function: oxidoreductase activity. The transcript is spliced from 7 exons. NCBI's taxonomy places the organism in Eukaryota, Metazoa, Arthropoda, Insecta, Lepidoptera, Pyralidae.
ACACUGACGAAAAUGACAAAAACUACCUACGAAAAUCUCAAAGUACUUUUAAAAAAUAGUUAAGUUAGGUAGUUGUUUUUAACAGCGAAUGAGAAGAAUUUAUUUGGUACAUAGGUACUCUUUGACUCUGUGGAGCUCAUGAUUUUAUAAAUAUCUAGUUUUACAUUCACUUUUCAAUUUAAAGUGUAAAAUUACGAAUCUUUAUACAUUUGAAGUAGGUUCAACAUGGCAACUACUGACCUCAAAUAUGACCCUCUUGAAGUGGAUGUGGAGCUGGCUAAGUCAUACUUAAAGAAUAAUGAACAUGAUAUUCAAAGACUGGUGUUGCCUGAAAUUAGUGGUGAUUGUGGAAAUCUUAGUUAUCAAUUUGCCAAACUAGUGAAAGUCAGGAAAUUAAAAGAAAAAAUCACUGAAAACACGUCAUUGUUUUGCCAAUUGGAAUAUUUGAUGAACAACACGCCCAUUGAUGUCACUGAGAAGAAUAUACAGUUAAUUGUACAAUAUCUCUCCUUACUUCAUCCAAAAUAUAAGAUAAUAGAUGAUCUGAAAUCAAUUAAAUUAACUAGAUACAUACCUUUGGCGGCGCUUGCACCAGUAACAAUAUAUAGAGAGGUGUGUUGUUGUGAGGAAAGAUCAGCAGUUUGCCAUCUUUUUGUGAAACUUUGUCGGGAAUCAGGCUUUAACAUAUGUAUGAAAAGAAAGGAGGAAAUCCGUUUUCAAACUAUUAUCGAACCGCCUGAUAUGCUAUGCACCGGAAUUAUUGCUGAAAAAUCUGACUUGGAUUCAGCAGUGGAUAUAUUCCUUUCAUCUUCAUCUAACCCAAAUUGCUUUUGGAGACUACACCGUAUCUACGUGCAAGAAAGUGUGUACGACUCAUUCAAAAACAUUAUAGAUUUCAAAACCAAAUUGAAGGGCGAAAAUAUUGUAAAAAAUGUUGAACUAAAAAAGUCGUGUUCCGACUUGUUUCAUUACGAAGACAAGUACUUUUUGUGCGACUUCGUCGGCGACGUCGCCGACCGUCGCUUGGUUGGAAUUGCAGCCAUCUUCGUCGAAGCCUACAGGACUAAUAAAGAACUUCUGUCUUUAAUACGGAAGGCUGGAAGCGUCUCCCUGUGGUCUGCUGACGUUGCCGAAGCAAACGAGAUAGCUUACGGUGUGGCCUCAAAUUUUGUAUGGAUUAAUGACUACGGAAAUUUCGACGGACCUCCAGAUAUAUGCACCCCGUUUUAUUUGCAAUGGAAUUCUAUUGAAUGUGAUGUCCCAAAACAUUUUUGGGAGAAAUAUCAAACUUGGAAAACUUACGACUGUAAUCAACGUCUUAGUAUCAUUCAAAAAGUUUUUGAGGAAAUAGAGGAAAUUAAAGGAGAACAUAAUGUUUUGUUUGACAGCAUAUCCAAAGUAAGUUUUAAUUCUGUUGAUGUUGCUGAUGGAAGAAUAUGUGUGGUUGUAGAAUCACCAGUCGGUAUUCACCUCGAGAAUCGAAUAGAGGUCGAAACGUUUCAUAGCUUAGUGAAAGGAAACGCGGUCUUAUGCAAUAAUUUGUUCGAUUUUCCGUGUGAUAAAUUUUUACAAGCUGGCGUGCCCUUGAUGUUAUAUCUAGGUUUUUCAUUUGGCCAACCAGUUUGGAAGAAAGAAAUGGUUUCAGUAAAUAUACAUUAUUACCGGUAUCAAAAUAAAGUUGUUGUGACUAAUUUUGGAACUAUUUUCGCCAAUUAAUAAUGUGGUCUAAUCAUAAAAACAUAAAAUUUUUUUGAAUGUUAAUUUACCUAGGAAUAAUGGGUAUCAUAGAUUUUAAUAAUAAAUGACAGUGAAUCAGUGAAUCUGUUGGAAUUUUAUAUUAAAAGUGUUAAUAUUUUAA